Pteropus alecto (black flying fox) is the source of this 450-nucleotide messenger RNA. It is a transcript of the gene IL31, whose product is annotated as interleukin 31. The transcript is spliced from 3 exons. NCBI's taxonomy places the organism in Eukaryota, Metazoa, Chordata, Mammalia, Chiroptera, Pteropodidae. The record is from RefSeq and is a predicted model, not a curated record. Bases 1 to 450 code for a protein of 149 amino acids. Gene Ontology annotation, molecular function: cytokine receptor binding; cytokine activity.
AUGGUCUGCCACUCAGGAUCAGCCAGGUUUGCCCUGUUCCUGCUCUGCUGUAUGGGGACUUUGCUGUCCUCCCACACGGCCCCCAUCAGUGGCCAUGACCUAACAAAAAUAAUCUUGGAAUUGCGGUUCUCGUCUAAGGGACUCUUGAGAGAAUACAAGGAGUCGGGACUGUCGGAUUCUACGCCUUACCCACUGCCGAGUCUCACCUCCUACUGCCAACCGCCCCACAUCGCCAACAGCUUAGCCAUCCUGCCUUACUUCAGGGCGAUCAAACCAUUGUUAGAUGACGAAGCGGACAUCGAUGUUCUCAUAGAACAGCUCAACAAACUCAACAUUCCACGUGAACCAGACACAGAAGUUUCGGUGCCUGAAAAUACCUUUGAACAUAAAAGGUUCAUCGUGGCCGUUUUACAAAGGUUUUCUACGUGCAUGGACUCAGUGCAGGUGUGA